AUGGCCGAUAACGCUACUCCCGCCCCUGCCGCCGCUGAAGAGGUCAAGCUCUACAAGGACGAAGUCACCGGAGAGAUGAUCUCCAAGUCGGAGCUCAAGAAGCGUCUGAAGAACAGAGAGAAGGAGGCCAAGAAGGCCGAGAAGGCUGCCAACGCCCCCGCUCCCGCUGAGUCUGCUGUCAAGAAGACCAAGGAGGUCUCUGCCGCUGAGGAGGAGGAGAACCUGAACCCCAACCAAUACUUUGAGAUCCGCUCGAAGAGGGUGAACACUUUGCGCGCCAACAAGGAGACCUACCCUUACCCCCACAAGUUCCAGGUCUCAAUCUCGGUGCCCGCAUUCAUCGAAAAGUACAACGGCUUGAAGGCUGGUGAUGUCGAGGAGGAAAUUGUCACGGUUGCCGGUCGUCUCCACAACAUGCGCACCAUGGGCAAGCUCCGCUUCUACGAUCUCCACUCGGACGGUGUCAAGAUCCAGAUCACUGCCCAGGCCCAGGAUUCCGAGCGUGACUUCAACGAGGUCCACGACUCGCUCCGCCGUGGAGAUAUUGUCGGUGUCCGUGGUGUUGCCGGUCGCACCAAGCCCAAGAAGGGUGGCGACGGUGAGUUGUCGAUCUUCCCCAAGGAUAUCACCCUCCUUGCCCCUUGUCUCCGCAUGUUGCCCACUACCCAUUUCGGCUUCAAGGACCAGGAGUCCCGUUACCGCCAGCGUUACCUGGACUUGAUCAUGAACAACCACGUUCGCGACAUCUUCAAGACCCGCGCCAGGAUCAUCAACUACCUCCGCAAGUUCUUGGACGAUCAGGAUUUCUUGGAGGUCGAGACCCCCAUGAUGAACAUGAUUGCCGGAGGCGCCACUGCCAAGCCCUUCGUCACUCACCACAACGACCUCAACCAGGAACUCCACAUGCGUAUCGCCCCCGAGUUGUACCUCAAGAUGCUCGUUGUUGGAGGUUUGGACCGUGUCUAUGAGAUUGGUCGCCAGUUCAGAAACGAGUCGAUGGACUUGACCCACAACCCCGAGUUCACCACCGCAGAGUUCUACAUGGCCUACGCCGAUAUGUUUGAUGUCAUGGAGAUGACCGAGGCUCUCCUCGUCGGAAUGGUCAAGGCCAUCACUGGUAACACCAAGAUUGUCUACCACCCCCAGGGCAAGGACGGUCCCGCCAUGGAGAUCGACUUCACUCCUCCUUUCAGACGUAUCAACAUGAUCGAGUACCUCGAGGAGAAGCUCAACGUCAAGUUCCCUCCCGCAGAUACCCUCCACACCGCCGAGGCCACCAAGUUCUUGUCGGAUCUCUGCAUCAAGCACCAGGUCGACUGCAGUGCUCCCCGUACCUCUGGCCGUCUUCUCGACAAGCUCGUCGGAGAUUUCAUUGAGGUCGAGUGCAUCAGCCCCACCUUCAUCAUGGGCCACCCCCAGAUGAUGUCCCCCCUCGCCAAGAGCCAUCGUUCCGUCCCCGGUCUCUGCGAGCGUUUCGAGUGCUUCGUCGCCACCAAGGAGAUCUGCAAUGCCUACACAGAGUUGAACGAUCCCUUUGACCAGCGUGAUCGUUUCGAGCAGCAGGCCUCGGACAAGGCUGCUGGUGAUGAUGAGGCUCAGUUGAUCGAUGAGAACUUCUGCCAGUCCUUGGAGUUUGGUCUUCCCCCUACCGGUGGAUGGGGUAUGGGUAUUGAUCGUCUGACCAUGUUCUUGACGGACUCUCACCGUAUCCAGGAGGUCUUGGCCUUCCCUGCCAUGCGCCCCCUGUAA
This is a messenger RNA of Linnemannia hyalina, 1749 nucleotides long. The record is from the annotation of a GenBank genome assembly. NCBI's taxonomy places the organism in Eukaryota, Fungi, Mortierellomycota, Mortierellomycetes, Mortierellales, Mortierellaceae.